Microcebus murinus (gray mouse lemur) is the source of this 1044-nucleotide messenger RNA. Its product is annotated as short chain dehydrogenase/reductase family 9C member 7. Gene Ontology annotation, molecular function: oxidoreductase activity. Gene Ontology annotation, biological process: steroid metabolic process. The record is from RefSeq and is a predicted model, not a curated record. NCBI's taxonomy places the organism in Eukaryota, Metazoa, Chordata, Mammalia, Primates, Cheirogaleidae. Gene Ontology annotation, cellular component: intracellular membrane-bounded organelle.
CAGUCCUUCCGGGCCAUCACUUUCCUCCUGCCCUAUGGCGGCUCUCACGGACCUCUCCUUUAUGUACCGCUGGUUCAAGAACUGCAAUCUGGUCCGCAACCUCUCAGAGAAAUAUGUCUUCAUCACGGGCUGUGACUCUGGCUUCGGGAACCUGCUGGCCAGACAGCUGGUUGAUCGGGGCAUGCGGGUACUGGCUGCUUGCUUCACUGAGGAGGGGGCCCAGAAACUUCAGCAGGAUACCUCCUAUCGGCUGCAGACCACCCUACUGGAUGUCACCAAGACUGAGAGCAUCCGGGCAGCAGCCCAGUGGGUGAGGGACCAAGUGGGCGAGCAAGGCCUCUGGGCCCUGGUGAACAAUGCUGGUGUGGGCCUGCCCAGUGGGCCCAAUGAAUGGAUGACCAAGGAGGACUUUGUGAAAGUGAUCAAUGUGAACCUGGUGGGACUGAUCGAAGUGACCCUUCACAUGCUGCCCAUGGUCAAGAGAGCCCGGGGCAGGGUCGUCAACAUGUCCAGCUCUGGUGGUCGUGUCGCAGUCAUUGGUGGUGGCUACUGCGUCUCCAAGUUUGGCGUGGAGGCCUUCUCUGACAGCAUCAGGCGUGAGCUGCACUACUUUGGAGUGAAGGUCAGCAUCAUUGAGCCCGGGAACUACCGGACAUCCAUUCUGGGCAACGAGGGCCUGGAGCUGCGCAUGCGCAAGCUGUGGGAGCGGCUGCCUCAGGAGACCCGGGAGAGCUACGGCGAGGAGUACUACCGCAUCUAUACUGAGAAGUUAACAAACAUGAUGAGGCAGGCAGAGCCAAGAAUCAACGAUGUCACCAACAGCAUGGAGCACGCUAUUGUUUCCCGGAGUCCCCGCAUCCGCUACAACCCUGGCCUGGAUGCCAAACUCCUGUACAUCCCCCUGGCUAAGUUGCCCACCCCUGUAACAGAUUUCAUCCUGAGCCGAUACCUUCCAAGGCCGGCGGACAGCGUCUGAGCUGGGGGAGCUCAAGGGGUGGUUGGUGGAGUGCAGCGGAGGGGGUGGGAUAAAGGACUGUGGCAUCA